UACAUAUGAGGGCCAUAUUCAUUUCAUUACAGUUGCUUGGCAACACUGUAUAAACAUUUGUUCAGGUUAGAAUUUGGCAAUGGCUUUGGACAGUGGUGCUUCUAUUGUUUGUCCGACACUUGCAGUUCGUUCUAAUGUUGGAGUGGAAGUAUGGUCGUGCGAAAACUCGAGUUUGCAAUAUGCGUACAAAUCGGAUCUUCCUAAAGAAGACAGCAAAAAUUGCCGAUCUAUUUCUUUUAGUUCGGACGGUAGAUAUUUUGCUUAUUCAAAUGGAAAUGAAAUAAAAGUACUUCAGACCAACGAUUGGGCGGUUAAAUGCUCACUGCCUCGACCAAAAGCCUUCUACCUCAAAUUUUCUCCUCUUGGAAAUUACUUAUCAACAUGGGAAUUAUAUACUAUUACCAAAGAUAAACCAGAAGGAUCAUCCAAUAUGUUCAUAUAUGAACUCGGUUCUGGUUUGGAAAUGUUUGAUAUUGUGCAGAAAAAUCCUAAUGACUGGGAGCCAUCAUGGUCGUCUGACGAGUCUAUAUUGGCCAUAGUUAUAGGUGGUGAAGCACUGUUUUACGAGUUAUCGGGCGAUAUUAAAAGUUUUCAACGCUAUACUCGGAAAAUUGGUGGUAGCAGAGGUGCGGUAGUUUCGUUGUCUCCAGGAUCUUGUCCACCAUAUGUUGUUGUAUAUACACCUGGCAGUAAGGGAGGUCCAUCAAUGUGCAAGCUUUAUAAAUAUCCGUCGCUUUCACCAAAUCAAGCAAUAGCUUGCAAAAGCUUUUUUCAAGCUGAUCGAAUUGAUCUACUUUGGAACAAACGUGGUUCCGGGGUUCUUCUAUUGACGUCUACGGAAGUGGAUAAAAGUGGGGCAUCAUAUUAUGGAAAUCAGUCAUUACAUUUCAUGGCAACAAAGGGAGACUCUUGCUCAGUACCAUUGUCAAAAGAAGGACCUGUUCAUUGCGUUAAGUGGAGCCCGAAAGCAACUGAAUUUGUUGUAGUUUAUGGAUUUAUGCCUUCUAAGGCAACCCUUUAUAACUUGAAAUGUGAUGUUAUCUUCGACUUCGGAGAGGGUCCGAGAAAUUGUGCUUUCUUUAAUUCAUUUGGAAAUCUUCUAGCUUUAGCAGGUUUUGGUAAUUUACCAGGAAACGUGGAAAUAUGGGAUAUGAAGAAAAAAGAAAAACUGACGAAUAUAAAAUGCCCUGAUACAACAUACUUUGAAUGGAAUCCUAACGGAAUGUACUUUAUUACAGCCACAACAGCUCCAAGACUGCGAAUAGGCAACGGGUUUAAGGUGUACCACUAUUCAGGAUCAUUAGUUCAUGAAACUAUAUGGCCACAAGGACAAGAGCUUUUAGGAAUCGAAUGGCAAAAAUAUUCUGAAAAUCAAUUUAUAGAGCCAGUGUUAACUAAAAUAAAACCCGAAGGAAUUAAAUCAAGUUUACCAGAAGCAAGUAAAAAAGCAUAUACUCCACCUCAUCUUCGAAUGAUCAAAGAAGGAAAAGACCCAGAACAAUUUGUGCCACGUUCACAACUUAAAGUUAAUUCAACACAAACAGGUUUCCCAGUUGGCAGAAAAUGUGGUUUGAAAGCGAAUAGAAUAAAAAAUAAGAAAGAUAUGACCGUUGGAAAUAAUGUGACACCUACAACAAGUGCAGAAAAAGAAUUAAAAAACGGAGCUAAUUUAAAUGAUGAGCAGCUGAAUAACCAAAAUCGGAAGUACACAGGAAAACAAACUUUGGCCAAGGAAACAGAUUCAAAAAGUCCAGAAGGUCAAACAUCAAAAAAAUCUAACAACCCCGAGAAAGAGAAAAAAAUUCGUCACGUUGCAAAAAAAUUGUCCGACAUUAAAAAAUUGAAGUUGCGCCAAGAGCAGGGUGAAACCCUUGAGUUGAAUCAACUGAAUAAAAUUUCAAUGGAGGCAAAGUUCUUGGAAGAAUUGAAGAUCUUAAAGCAGGCUACAUAGAUAACACUUGAAACCAAGCACAUUUUUUAACUGCCACGUAUAAUCCAUAGCCGUUCAAAUUAUCUCAAAAUUAUUAAGGUUUGCAAAUAUGUAAAUGGAAAAUAUGAGAUUAAGCAAUAAUCUUUAUUUUGUAUUUACUUUUUGUAUGAUAGUGUACAAAACAUACUGUAAUCGAAAUAAUUUAAUCCAAAAACAAUAGAAACAAAUAUAUUCAUUGUAAACAGUUAUUAUUGACAAUAAAUUAAUGUUUGGUAUGCGGCCUUAUUCUUUAAAAUAAGCUUUUGUACAGCUGGACCGUGCAGUUCUUCCGAAAUUGUAUGUUGGGUAUAUUUUAAUUUAUCCCAUAUUUUUAAUUAGCUCCAAACUUAAAUGAGAAAUUCUUAGUUUUUAAACCGAUUAGAAUAUAAAAUUAUAUAACUUCGCAAAUGAAAUAAACAUUUUCAAAUUC
Molecule: messenger RNA, 2399 nt
Organism: Zeugodacus cucurbitae (melon fly)
Lineage: Eukaryota; Metazoa; Arthropoda; Insecta; Diptera; Tephritidae
Gene: eIF2A
Product: eukaryotic translation initiation factor 2A
Exons: 6
Coding region: 80-1951 (623 amino acids)
Biological process (GO): translational initiation
Cellular component (GO): cytosolic small ribosomal subunit
Molecular function (GO): ribosome binding; protein binding; tRNA binding
Source: RefSeq, a predicted model, not a curated record